CCUCCUCCCCCUCCCCCUCCAAUGUCGCCACAACAGCUAAUUCCGUUGCCGCCGCCUCCUCCACCACCUGUUCAGAACGCCCCUGACAUUGUCGUACCGGGUCGGUACUUAUCUGGGCCCUUCCACGGGAAAGACACCAUCUUCGAGAUCAGGUAUCCUCGAAGGCACAUUCUGAGGCAGGUACACGCAGCCCAAGCCGCCGAUUUCGAGGAGUACAAGUGGCUCUUCCAGUACGGCGACUCGGACAAAUGGUACUUCAAACCGACCAAGUCGCAGCGCCAUCACUGGGCAAGACAAGAGCUCUCGGGCCGGAAAGCAGACGAGAUUCCGGCGGUAGAGGAGGUCAUGCCUAUCACUUUCGAGCAACCCAUCUUGUGGGCAUCUGCUGCGCUGACGACUCCUCCCGACGACGACAUUUACGAUUGCGGCGAAGACCACUCGGGCUGCGACGACUUCUCCGGGAGAUGCCAAACCUGUACGGAUGAGAAGUCCGAGGCGCUCGAAUCUACUGACCUCGAGUAUUGCGUGGUGAUGUCAGCGCUCCAAGGUCACGCUCCCGGAUGCCCCCAUCCGGGAAGGAAGAUGUACAUGAUGGCGAGAUGUGGAAGUCGCGAGGCGGCGGCCACACAAGCAUUCCACUAUGCGAGUCUCGGAUCGCACGUCGUCUUCUCCUGCGUCUUCAGGCUGGGAGAGUCAUUCGAAGACCGCAUCGGCCCCGUAGCACGGGUCGAGGAGCUCUGGAAUCUGGCCGAGGAGGCCGAGAACGACGAGGUGAUCCGGGUCUUCUACUGAUCAUGGAAAGAAACAUGGGAUAGAGGGGGUGUUUUC
This is a messenger RNA of Aaosphaeria arxii CBS 175.79, 828 nucleotides long. RefSeq lists its product as uncharacterized. Lineage: Eukaryota; Fungi; Ascomycota; Dothideomycetes; Pleosporales. The record is from RefSeq and is a predicted model, not a curated record. Bases 22 to 792 code for a protein of 256 amino acids. The transcript has 2 exons.